Messenger RNA from Prunus avium (sweet cherry), 983 nucleotides. Its product is annotated as small ribosomal subunit protein uS13c. Gene Ontology annotation, biological process: translation. Gene Ontology annotation, cellular component: ribosome; small ribosomal subunit; mitochondrion. Gene Ontology annotation, molecular function: RNA binding; structural constituent of ribosome. NCBI's taxonomy places the organism in Eukaryota, Viridiplantae, Streptophyta, Magnoliopsida, Rosales, Rosaceae. The record is from RefSeq and is a predicted model, not a curated record.
AAAAAAAGAGAGAGUUGUUUUUGGAGCUACAAAUGAUAUUUUGGGCUUUGAGUGAAAGUUGGGAUUUGACCCAAAAUAAACAUCCAAGUUGGGCUUUUAUUGGAAAUAGCUAUAUGCAUCAGAAAGGAUAAGCCAGAGCUCGACCCCAUCGUCUUCAUCCACACACAAACUCAUCACUCUCACUGGUCACACGCAGUGUUGACAAAAAUGGCGCAAACACUGGCAAUGCCUCUGGCACCCUCGCUCUCUGUAAUCUGCAAUGGAAGAAACCCUAACCCCCUCUCCAAUAGUCUCUCCUUCCCACUCAGAAACCCCAAUAAGGUUGGUGGCCUCAGCAUCAAAUGCGUGCGUGUUGGCGGAGUCGAAAUUCCAAACAACAAAAGGGUCGAGUUCUCUCUUCAGUACGUUCAUGGAAUUGGGCGUACCAGAGCGCGCACAAUCCUAAUCGACCUCAACAUGGAGAACAAAAUCACCAAAGACUUGUCCGAAGAAGAACUCACCAUUAUCAGAGACGAAGUCUCCAAGUACAUGAUUGAAGGAGACUUGAGGAGGUUCAAUGCGUUGAAUAUCAGGAGACUGAAGGAGAUUCAGUGCUACAGAGGCAUCCGCCAUAUCCAGGGCUUGCCUUGCAGGGGACAGCGCACCAAGAACAACACUAGGACUUUGAAAGGUAAGAGGGUCACUGUUGCUGGAAAGAAAAAGGCCCGUUAAGUAAUCAUGUGGGUUUUCAAUUCUUUGUGUAAUUGGUGAUCAAUUUCCAUUGUCUGGAUUUGUGUCUUUGAUUAGUGUCUAGUACAAUUGUUCUCAGUGCUUUUUGUUGAUGAAAUUGGGUUCUCAUCUUUGGUAAUGCAUUUGGGAUCAGUGUAUAUUAGGCAUUUGGAUCAUGCCUUGUUCUAUCUAUCUGCACUGAUUUGAGCUCAUUUUUGUUCAAAGGAUUGUUAAAAGUUGAGUAGUAAAUAUCGUCUAAGAACUCGGUCACACCA